This is a messenger RNA of Neoarthrinium moseri, 2118 nucleotides long. RefSeq lists its product as uncharacterized. The transcript is spliced from 4 exons. Bases 1 to 2118 code for a protein of 705 amino acids. Lineage: Eukaryota; Fungi; Ascomycota; Sordariomycetes; Amphisphaeriales; Apiosporaceae. The record is from RefSeq and is a predicted model, not a curated record.
AUGGUGGCAUUCGCCCUGGGACUGGGUAAUUAUACAGCAAAGCAACUUGAAGACACGGAUAUUUUAGUCGCUGCUUUCUCCGCAGCACAUAAGGCCUUGUUCUCGAUUGCCAUCUCGAAACUAGUCAUCAACAGUACCGACUACCAAACCGGCAUAUCAACAUUCAACGUAUCAGGUAUAUUGUGCCGAAAGGCACAUUUCAAAUUGUCAAGGGAUCCUGAUAGCCUGGGAAAGAUGAUACUAAUAUUUAAAGAACAUGAGACCGUCCUGAGACAAUUCUCGCUAUUGGACCAGCUCUCAGCGGAUGGGUUGAGGGAAUCAAUUGGCUGUAAGCGGUACAGACUCAGCGACUGUGGAGACGCAAUUGAGUUCGUGUCUGACGAAGAAAAGGGUGAACCAGUUCAUCCGAAGCUUGGAGUUCUACAACACACCGCCCAAGAUCCGCAGCCUAAGCCUCUGAGGCUUACCGAACUGCGGCUCGGGACUGGUGUGUUGAUUGUUACAGCAUUGGCAGCUGGGAUGGCAAUAUUGAUUUAUCUCAAAUCUCAAGAAGUCUCGCUCGGAGGUCUUCCACGGCCGUCUGAGAAGUUUGAGGUGCUGCAGAUACUCGAGAACUAUAUUCCGACCAUAUACGCGACUUCUCUUGCACCGUUCUGGGCCCUUCUGACCCUCGACAUUUUCGCAGUUGCACUUGGCGGUAUUUUCAAUGAGUCAACUGUUCAAGUCCAGUACCCGGUUCUGUUCAGUCAAGAACGGCAAUUACUACCCGUAAGAGAGACUCUAAUACCAGACAGACGAGGUGCCUACGUGUCUACAGGAUACGGCGAUCAUUUUGAAGUUCUCUUCAACAAUCUCUCGAUCCAUACUGACCCUCCUUCCUGGACUACCCCUGUUGCUUAUUUCCUCCCAUUCUCUGAAAACACAAGCGUACACGGCUCCACAGAUGAGUUACGGGCAACAACAAAAGGCAUCUCCGCUGAGCCAAAUUGCGCAGCCCUUUCGACCAGUCCAACUUCCAAUCCAGGUGUGGAUGUUGUAGUAAACGCAACUACUCAACGGUUAUCCCUGACUUAUGAGCUACCUGAUGGGCCGAAGAUCUGUGGCCUGGCUGGUGACCUUGUCCUUGGCAACCUCGCUGGACUCAAAGCCAUGGAGAGACAAGCAGGCAAUUCAACUCUACAUAUAGGGUUGGAGGUGUUCAAAAUGCUCUCCGGAGCAUUUUCUCAGCCUAACAGCAGUCCAAGCGAGACUUUCUGCUCACAAAAGUUAAUAGCUGCUUGGAUCAGAGUAAAUGUCACAGGAUCCGGCAACACACAGUCUCCUGUCGCGUCGACUCUAAUCCACUGUCAGCCCACAAUCCUGACAGCUCUAUACGACGUCACAGUGAAUUCCCGAGGCCAAGUGACACAUUACCGCAGGAUGGGUGACUUUGAGGAGUUGAUGCUUUCCCCAAACAACCGAACGUUAUCCCUUCGGGAUGAGGUCAUGUCCAGUUUUCAAACAGGGUACACGGGUACUUUCCACAACACAACAUUCAACACGAACUGGAUGAGCGCCUUCUUAAGCUACGUGCUGAACUCGACAUCACACAUCGACCCACUGGAGGCGGUACCAGCUGCAGAUGUUAUGCUCCCAGCCCUCGAAAGCGUGUACCGCCAGCUGGGUGCGGUGAUGUUCGGGUUGAACCCGAGCUUUUGGAACUCCACGCCAGAUGGAACGGCCCUGGUUCAGGGGCACGUAGUAAGGAAAGAAAUCAGGAUAUUCAUGUCCAGAGAAGCGGUCUGGGUCAGUGUGGCGAUCCUGGGCACCUACAUCGUCGUCGCUCUUUUCGUCUACGUCAAGGGUCUCGGGGUCACGUUUCCACGCAUGCCGUCAACCAUUGGGUCUGUCCUCACUUAUGUAGCAGCCAGCCAGGCAGUGAGGGAGUACGAGAAUCCAACUGCAGGGUAUCAGAAGAGUGGCAGAGUGAGGACCUACACGUUUGGCACAUUCAUCGGGUGUGAUGGGAAGCCGCACGUCGGUAUUGAAGCCGAUCCGUUUGUGCUCCCACUCAAGAAAGAACCUCGACGCCUAGCAUUCAGCCAAAAGAACCAGUAUGAUCACCCAGCGUGGAUUUAA